This is a messenger RNA of Hordeum vulgare subsp. vulgare (domesticated barley), 763 nucleotides long. RefSeq lists its product as uncharacterized. The coding region runs from base 163 to 477 and encodes 104 amino acids. The record is from RefSeq and is a predicted model, not a curated record. Lineage: Eukaryota; Viridiplantae; Streptophyta; Magnoliopsida; Poales; Poaceae. The transcript is spliced from 2 exons.
AAAUCCGCAACCCGCACCGUCCCAAUCAAGGCGAAGCCAAAAAUUCACGCUUCUCCUCCGCCUUCCUCGGUCCACCACGCCACCCCCCGUGAUCCCUAGGACAUUCCCCAGCCCGGCCAACCCCCGCCGCCGCCGCCCCCGCCCCCUCCACGCCCGGCGAAGAUGCACCUCUGGCCGUCGCUCCGGAUCCGGGACUCGUUCAAGCACGCCUACCUGGAGAAGCUGGAGUUCAACCUCGCCCACAAGAAACGCGCGCAGCGGCAGGGGCAGGGGCAGGGGCAGCAGGGCCAGGACGGGGACGAGGGCCCGCAGCAGGCGCCUCUGCUCGAGGGCCGCCCGACGUCGUCGAGGGGCUCGAUGGUGGCCACCGCGCUCGAGCUCGCCUGCGACGCCGCCAUGCUCCUCACGUGCUGCUGCUGCUGCUUCUGCUGCGGCGCUUGUGGUGGUGAGGAGGACGAUCAUCUAACGGCUCGCUGACGCCUGACGGCAAGAGCCACCUCCAGAAGCCGGAGAACUCAAUAGAUCUGGAAAAGCAUAUAAUGCAUGCAGCUGUAAUGAGUCGUAAUCAAAUUAUUUGUACAUAUGGAGUUUUGAUCUUCUCUGUUGUGGCCCAGAUUAAAGUGCCACUGACAAGUAGUCUUACUGGAGCAUUUCCUAUUUUGCAGUAGGAAAUUUUCGCAGUCUCUAGGCUUCAUAAUUUAUAUGUGUGCUCCAUGGCCGUAUGUACAUUCAGUUUCAGGGUAUGUGCAACUGCCAUUUCUCA